Messenger RNA from Malania oleifera, 2051 nucleotides. RefSeq names its product cyclin-D3-1. Lineage: Eukaryota; Viridiplantae; Streptophyta; Magnoliopsida; Santalales; Ximeniaceae. Gene Ontology annotation, biological process: regulation of cyclin-dependent protein serine/threonine kinase activity; mitotic cell cycle phase transition. The coding region runs from base 387 to 1421 and encodes 344 amino acids. Gene Ontology annotation, molecular function: cyclin-dependent protein serine/threonine kinase regulator activity. The transcript is spliced from 6 exons. The record is from RefSeq and is a predicted model, not a curated record. Gene Ontology annotation, cellular component: nucleus; cytoplasm; cyclin-dependent protein kinase holoenzyme complex.
AUUUCCCAUUUUCCUAUUUUCUCCUCUCUCUCUCUCUCUCUCUCUCUCUCUCUCUCUCUCUCGUUUGCCCUAAACUCUACUAAAGCCCGGGUCCUCUGCAGUCCAUUGUUCAACCCUACUUUGAGACACUGCUUCAUUCAUUCACUCUCCGAUUCCUUUGCUCUUAUUGCCCCAUUUCUAUCUCUGCUUCUUGAUUAGGUUGAUCGGAACAUUCUCCCCUUCAAUCUACACAAGCUAAAAUCAAAAAAUAAAUAAAACCCACAUUAUUGGCAUUGAUUGUUUACCAUUUGAUGAGAAUCUGAGACUGGUUGACCUUUAGAGUGAGGGACGGAGGGAGAGGCAGAGUCAGAGAGAUAGAAAGGGGGAUAGAGAUUAAAGGUCUGGCAAUGGCACCCAGUUUUGACUCUGCAGUUUCAAGCCUUCUCUGCGCAGAAGACAACAAUAGCAUUUUCGAUAAUGGGGAUGAGGAGUUUGCAUCCGUUUCGCAUCAUCGAAAUCAUCGAACCCAUGAUCAAGACCAGAGCUUUAACUUAGUGUUGCCGGUGCAGAGUGACGAAUGCUUGGCUUUGAUGGUUGAGAGGGAAUGCCAACAUUUGCCUGUUGGUGAUUAUUUGAACAGAUUGAGAAGUGGGGUUCUGGACUUGGGGGCCAGAAUGGAGGCUGUUGACUGGAUUGGAAAGGUUCAUGCGCAUUUCAGUUUUGGACCUCUCUGCGCAUAUCUAUCCAUUAACUACUUGGAUCGAUUCCUUUCUGCCUAUGAAUUACCUAAGGGCAAAGCUUGGAUGAUGCAGUUAUUGGCUGUAGCUUGUUUAUCCCUUGCAGCCAAAAUGGAGGAGACUGAAGUUCCUCUGUCUCUAGAUUUACAGGUAGGUGAGUCUAAAUUUGUAUUUGAAGCUAGAACUAUACAGAGAAUGGAGCUUCUGGUGUUGAGCACUUUGAAGUGGAGAAUGCAAGUAGUUAACCCUUUCUCUUUCUUGGAUUAUUUUCUCCAUAAAUUCAAUGGUGAUGAAAAACCACCUAGGUCUGCAAUCGUCCGAUCAAUCCAACUCAUAUUAAGUACAAUCAAAGGAAUUGACUUCUUGGAGUUCAGACCUUCUGAGGUUGCAGCGGCAGUGGCAAUGUCUGUUGUGGAAGAAACCCAAACAGUAGACAUUGAAGCAGCAAGUUCUUUUCUCCCACAUGUAGAAAAGGAGAGAGUGCUGAGGUGUGUUAGAAUGAUCCAUGAUUUGUCACUGAUUGGUGGGUCUGUUAAGGGUUCAAUGGCUUCAAUCUCAUCUGUACCCCGAAGUCCCAUCGGGGUGCUGGAUGCUGCGUGCUUGAGCUACAAAAGUGAUGAUACAACAGUUGUGUCAUGUGCAAAUUCCCCUCAUAGUUGCCCGGACAGCAAAAGAAGGAAGCUAAACAGACCCUGGGAAAUUUGAGGGAUGAGGGGCAUUUGCCCCCAUCACACCAUCAGCUUUAUUUGCUUGAGUGGAAGAUAAGACGUAGUUAUAUAUGAAGAUGCCCCAGAAGAAAACUCAAAAAGAAGAAAAGAAAUGGGUGCUUGGAAGAUUUUAAUUAAAAAAAAAAAAGAAAGGAAAGAGAAAAGGUGUAAAAAGAAGAGUUCAAUAAGGUGGGUCAUGGGUGGGAGAUGAAGGAGUCAGCAUGUUUCAUGCUCUUGGCAUGGAAGAUGGUCACCAGCUGUUAAAUUUUGGAAUUCACAACAGCUAUAGACAAGGAAUGGCAGAUGAAAAAUGAGGAGAAAUUACAAUCUGCAGUGCUUGUGAGACUCAGUUUGAUUAGGCUUGGAGCUUUCUUUUGGUAGAACUGAAAAGAAGAGGGAGCAUCAGCAGCAGGAUUUGUGGGAUUUGUUUUAUUUUAAUUAUUAUUAAUUUUUUUUUUUGAAAUUUAAGAGAAAAAAGCAAGUUCCUUUGGGGUAGAAAAAUGGUGAAACCAAGACAGCAAAAAGAACAAAAAAGAAGAAGAAGAAGAAGAAGAAGAGAGAUUUGGAGUUCUUUUAGUCUUUAUUAUACUUGAAUUUUAUAUGGAGGAUCAGUUUUUUCAUGAUACAA